This is a messenger RNA of Pocillopora meandrina, 6038 nucleotides long. The record is from the annotation of a GenBank genome assembly. NCBI's taxonomy places the organism in Eukaryota, Metazoa, Cnidaria, Anthozoa, Scleractinia, Pocilloporidae.
AUGGAAACUACUUUAAUAAAGGCUAUUGAGAAAGGUGGGUUUUUCAAUCAUAAACCAUCAAUAUUCUUUUCUCAACUUUCGUCAAAAGAGGAUUGUGUGGUUUGUAGCACGUAACUGCACCACAAGUGUCAAUAGUAUCUGCUGUGUCAAUGUCUGUUAUGUGGGUAAAAAGCAACGGCAAAUGUCAAUAAGCUCUCAAAUACCGCCGCCUGGUUAGUUCACGUUUUAGAGCGCCGGAGGUCGAGGGUUCAAGGCCUAGACCGGAAAUUCAUCGUUAUCAUCAUCAAUUGAAGCUUAAUUGGUGGCCGAUUUGCACUAGCUCUUUAUUGUUCAUUUUCAGUUCUUCCUAAAUUUCAAAUUUUCUUCAUUAUCAUAAUUUUUUCCUAGCUAAAUGACAAAUUAAGUCGAUUUUAUUACUAAGUUUAUAACUUAACAGUGAUGAAUAACCUUGAAUCACCAGUUUUUCUCUCCUCUUUAGGAGCCAGAGCUUGUGUCGAACUUUGCUUGUAUAAAGAAGCGAGGAGCUGGUUGCAUAUGGGAUUGGCCGUAUCCUUUAACGAAUGUUUCAUACGUGAUACGAGAUGCAAUGCGAGUAAUGUUUCCAGGAAAAUCAAUACGUUCCAGACAGAUUCUUCUACGCAUAAUGCAUGCGAUGUUCUCUGACACUGCACUGAGCAGAUAAAAGAAGCUAAAAAAUUAUUAAGGAGUUCUCUCGAUUAUUCCACGAAACUUUACUUAAAAGAAGAGGCCACAUUAACUAAUUUGCAUAGUUUGUGCUAGAAGCCCCUCGUUUUUGUCUUCAGACCAGCGUCACCAUGACAACCAAACCUAACCCAAAAGGUACGCUUCGGAGCUGGUUAACACUCUCGAAUAACUUGAAAUAGAUCUCUACAAGAAACCCACGUUCAAAUGAUCAUUCCAUUUAUUUUCAAAAUACACAUUUCCACCGGAUUUUCGCAAAUCCGCUCAUGAUUUAUCUACCCUUGACACGUAUUAAGAUUGAAAACAACAACGAACUUCUGCUUCAAUUCAUUAAUUCAAUUAAUAAGGAAAACUAAUGCUGAACUGAGAGUCAUAGCAAACAGUUAUUGCAAUCUCUGCAACAAAACAGCAAUCGAGUGCCAUCAACGUCAUCUAGAAAUUGCUAAAGAGGUGGGAGACGAGGCCAGAGAAGGAACAAGUUAUGGCGGUCUCGGCAACGCUUAUCAAGGUCUAGGACAAUUCAAAACAGCAAUCGAGUACCAUCAACGUCAUCUAGAAAUUGCUAAAGAGGUGGGAGACAGGGCCGGAGAGGGAGCAAGUUAUGACGGUCUCGGCAAUGCUUAUCGAGGUCUAGGACAGUUCAAAAUAGCAAUCGAGUACCAUCAACGUCAUCUAGAAAUUGCUAAAGAGGUGGGAGACAGGGCCGGAGAGGGUGCAAGUUAUGGCGGUCUCAGCAAUGCUUAUCGAGGUCUAGGACAGUUCAAAACAGCAAUCGAGUACCAUUAACGUUAUCUAGAAAUUUCUAAAGAGGUGGGAGACAAGGCCGGAGAGGGAACAAGUUAUGGCGGUCUCGGCAACGCUUAUCAAGGUCUAGGACAGUUCAAAACAGCAAUGGAAAACCAUCAACGUCAUCUAGAAAUUGCUAAAGAGGUGGGAGACAAGGCCGGAGAGGGAACAAGUUAUGGCGGUCUCGGAAACGCUUAUCGAGGUCUAGGACAGUUCAAAACAGCAAUCGAAAACCAUCAACGUCAUCUAGAAAUUGCUAAAAAGGUGGGAGACAAGGCCGGAGAGGGAACAAGUUAUGGCGGUCUCGGCAACGCUUAUCGAGGUCUAGGACAGUUCAAAACAGCAAUCGAGUACCAUCAACGUCAUCUAGAAAUUGCUAAAGAGGUGGGAGACAAGGCCGGAUAGGGAGCAACUUAUGGCGGUCUCGGCAAUGCUUAUCGAGGUCUAGGACAGUUCAAAACAGCAAUUGAGUACCAUCAACGUUAUCUAGAAAUUUCUAAAGAAGUGAAAGACAAGGCUGGAGAGGGAAGAAGCUGUGGCAAUGUCGGCAACGCUUAUCAAGAUCUAGGACAGUUCAAUACAGCAAUCGAGUACCAUCAACGUCACCUAGAAAUUGCUAAAGAAGUGGGGGACAAGGCCGGAGAGGGAGCAAGUUAUGGCGGUCUCGGCAACGCUUAUCGAGGUCUAGGACAGUUCAAAACAGCAAUCGAGUUCCAUAAACGUCAUUUAGAAAUUGCUAAAGAAGUGGAAGACAAAGCCGGAGAGAGAGCAAGUUAUGGCGGUCUCGGCAACGCUUAUCGAGGUCUAGGACAAUUCAAAACAGCAAUCGAGUACCAUCAACGUCACCUAAAAAUUGCUAAAGAAGUGGAAGACAAGGCCGGAGAGGGAACAAGUUAUGGCGGUCUUAGCAACGCUUAUCAAGGUCUAGGACAAUUCAAAACAGCAAUCGAGUACCAUCAACGUUAUCUAGAAAUUUCUAAAGAGGUGGGAGACAAGGCCGGAGAGAGAACAAGUUAUGGCGGUCUCGGCAACGCUUAUCGAGGUCUAGGACAGUUCAAAACAGCAAUCGAAAACCAUCAACGUCAUCUAGAAAUUGCUAAAGAGGUGGGAGACAAGGCCGGAGAGGGAACAAGUUAUGGCGGUCUCGGCAACGCUUAUCGAGGUCUAGGACAGUUCAAAACAGCAAUCGAACACCAUCAACGUCAUUUAGAAAUUAUUAAAGAGGUGGGAGACAAGGCCGGAGAGGGAGCAACUUAUGGCGGUCUCGGCAAUGCUUAUCGAGGUCUAGGACAGUUCAAAACAGCAAUUGAGUACCAUCAACGUUAUCUAGAAAUUUCUAAAGAAGUGAAAGACAAGGCUGGAGAGGGAAGAAGCUGUGGCAAUGUCGGCAACGCUUAUCAAGGUCUAGGACAGUUUAAAACAGCAAUCGAGUACCAUCAACGUCACCUAGAAAUUGCUAAAGAAGUGGGGGACAAGGCCGGAGAGGGAGCAACUUAUGGCGGUCUCGGCAACGCUUAUCGAGGUCUAGGACAGUUCAAAACAGCAAUCGAGUUCCAUAAACGUCAUUUAGAAAUAGCUAAAGAAGUGGAAGACAAAGCCGGAGAGGGAGAAAGUUAUGGCGGUCUCGGCAACGCUUAUCGAGGUCUAGGACAAUUCAAAACAGCAAUCGAGUACCAUCAACGUCACCUAAGAAUUGCUAAAGAAGUGGGAGACAAGGCCGGAUAGGGAGCAAGUUAUGGCGGUCUUGGCAACGCUUAUCAAGGUCGAGGACAAUUCAAAACAGCAAUCGAGUACCAUCAACGUCAUCUAGAAAUUGCUAAAGAAGUGGAAGACAAGGCCGGAGAGGGAAAAAGUUAUGGCAAUCUCGGCAACGCUUAUCGUGGUCUAGGACAGUUCAAAACAGCAAUCGAGUACCAUCAACGUGAUCUAGGAAUUGCUAAAGAAGUGGGAGACAAGGCUGGAGAGGGAGUAAGUUAUUGCGGUCUCGGCAAUGCUUAUAAAAAUCUAGGACAGUUCAAAACAGCAAUCGAGUACCAUCAACGUCACCUAGAAAUUGCUAGAGAAGUGGGAGACAAGGACCGAGAGGGGGCAAGUUAUAGCGGUCUCGGCAACGCUUAUCGAGGUCUAGGGCAGUUUAAAACAGCAAUAGAGUACCAUCAACGUUGUCUAGAAAUUGCUAAGGAAGUGGAAGACAAGGCCGGAGAGGGAGCAAGUUAUUGCGGUCUUGGCAACGCUUGUAACCAUCUAGGACAGUUCAAAACAGCAAUCGAGUACCAUCAACGUCAUCUAGAAAUUGCUAAAGAAGUGGAAGACAAGGCCGACGAGGGAAAAAGUUAUGGCAAUCUCGGCAACGCUUAUCAAGGUAUAGGACAGUUCAAAAUAGCAAUCGAGUACCAUCAACGUGAUCUAGAAAUUGCUAAAGAAGUGGAAGACAAAGCCGGAGAGGGAGCAAGUUAUGGCGGUCUCGGCAACGCUUAUCGAGGUCUAGGACAAUUCAAAACAGCAAUCGAGCACCAUCAACGUCACCUAAGAAUUGCUAAAGAAGUGGGGGACAAGGCCGGAGAGGGAGCAAGUUAUUGCGGUCUUGGCAACGCUUGUGACCGUCUAGGACAGUUCAAAACAGCAAUCGAGUACCAUCAACGUCAUCUAGAAAUUGCUAAAGAAGUGGAAGACAAGGCCGGAGAGGGAAAAAGUUAUGGCAAUCUCGGCAACGCUUAUCGUGGUCUAGGACAGUUCAAAACAGCAAUCGAGUACCAUCAACGUCAUCUAGAAAUUGCUAAAGAAGUGGGAGACAAGGCUGGAGAGGGAGCAAGUUAUUGCGGUCUCGGCAAUGCUUAUCAAGGUCUAGGACAGUUCAAAACAGCAAUCGAGUACCAUCAACGUCACCUAGAAAUUGCUAGAGAAGUGGGAGACAAGGCCGGAGAGGGGGCAAGUUAUAGCGGUCUCGGCAACGCUUAUCGAGGUCAAGGGUAGUUUUAAAUAGCAAUAGAGUACCAUCAAAGUUGUCUAGAAAUUGCUAAGGAUGUGGAAGACAAGGCUGGAGAAGGAGCAAGUUAUUGCGGUCUUGGCAACGCUCAUAACAGUCUAGGACAGUUCCAAACAGCAAUCGAGUACCAUCAACGUCAUCUAGAAAUUGCUAAAGAAGUGGAAGACAAGGCCGGAGAGGGAAAAAGUUAUGGCAAUCUCGGCAACGCUUAUCAAGGUCUAGGAAAGUUCGAAAUAGCAAUCGAGUACCAUCAACGUAGUCUAGAAGUUGCUAAAGAAGUGGGUGACAAGGCCGGAGAGGGAGCAAGUUAUUGCGGUCUUGGCAUUGCUUAUAACAGUCUAGGACAGUUUAAAACAGCAAUCGAGUACCAUCAACGUAGUCUAGAAGUUGCUAAAGAAGUGGAAGACAAGGCCGGAUAGGGAGCAAGUUAUUGCAGUCUCGGUUACGCUUAUCAUGGUCUAGGACAGUUCAAAACAGCAAUCGAGUACCAUCAACGUAGUCUAGAAGUUGCUAAAGAAGUGGGUGACAAGGCCGGAGAGGGAGCAAGUUAUUGCGGUCUUGGCAUUGCUUAUAACAGUCUAGGACAGUUUAAAACAGCAAUCGAGUACCAUCAACGUAGUCUAGAAGUUGCUAAAGAAGUGGAAGACAAGGCCGGAGAGGGAGCAAGUUAUUGCAGUCUCGGUUACGCUUAUCAUGGUCUAGGACAGUUCAAAACAGCAAUCGAAUACCAUCAACGUCAUCUAGAAAUUGCUAAAGAAGUGGAAGACAAGGCCGGAGAGAGAGCAAGUUAUUGCGGUCUUGGCAACGUUUGUAACAGUUUGGGACAGUUCAAAACAGCAAUCGAGUACCAUCAACGUUAUCUAGAAAUUGCUAAAGAAAUUGAAGACAAGGCCGGAGAGGGAGCAAGUUAUUGCGGUCUGGGCAACGCUUAUCAAAGUUUAGGACAGUUCAAAAUAGCAAUCGGGUACUAUCAACGUAGUCUAGAAGUUGCUAAAGAAGUGGGUGACAAGGCCGGAGAGGGAGCAAGUUAUUGCGGUCUUGGCAUUGCUUAUAACAGACUAGACAGUUUAAAACAGCAAUCGAGUACCAUCAACGUUGUCUAGAAGUUGUUAAAGAAGUGGAUGACAAGGCCGGAGAGGGAGCAAGUUAUUACGGUCUUGGCAAUGCUUAUCAAGGUCUAAGACAGUUCAAAACAGCAAUCGAGUACCAUCAACGUCAUCUAGAAAUUGUCAAGGAAGUGGGUGACAAGGCCGGAGAGGGAAAAAGUUAUUGCCUUCUCGGCAGGAUUCAUAGCGGGCAAAGAGAGUUGAAAACGGCAAUCGAGUGUUAUCAACGUCACCUAGAAAUAUCCAAAGAAGUGGGAGACAAGACUGGAGAAGCGUGCUCACUCUGUCUUCUUGGAAGCAGUUUUGAGUGUCAAGGAAAUCAUAUGAUGGCCUUUGACUGUUAUCACUCGAGUGUAGAGUUGUAUGAUGAUAUCAGGGCCAGUCUUCAACUCAACGAUCAGUGGAAGAUUUGUUAUCGUAAUCAGCACCAAAGUGCAUACAAGGCUUAUGGCGUUUAA